AGUGUCUGUCCAUUGUGUCGGGAGAGUGGUUCCUCCUUGGACGUAGUUGGUCGGCUGCUGAGAAGGCAGUGAGCACAGAAGAGCUGCUCUCGUCUCUGUAAUUAUAAGAAGAACGCCAUGGCCCUUGUUCGGAAUGCAGCUAUUAGGCUUUUGGCCAACUCCCAGAAAGUAUGUCCCCUUGGCAUUGCUGCAUCAAGAGCACAGUAUUCCACUGACAGUACUGACCUGCGGGAAGUGAUGGUGAAGAAGAUCCCAGAAGUGCAGGAACAAGUCAAGGCAUUCCGUAAGCAACAUGGAGGAACGAAAGUUGGUGAAAUUACUGUAGACAUGAUGUAUGGUGGCAUGCGUGGGAUGAAAGGUCUGGUAACUGAAACAUCUGUACUCGACCCUGACGAAGGUAUUCGCUUUCGUGGGUAUUCGAUUCCUGAGUGCCAGAAGCUCUUGCCUGCAGCUGAAGGGGGAGCUGAACCACUUCCUGAAGGUCUCUUUUGGCUCCUCUGCACUGGUGAUAUUCCAUCCAAAGCCCAGGUUGAUGCUCUGUCAAGGGAAUGGGCCAACCGUGCUGAUCUCCCACCUCAUGUCGUGAAUAUGCUCAAUAAUUUCCCCUCCAGUCUUCAUCCAAUGGCCCAGUUUUCUGCUGCAGUCACUGCCUUGAGCUCUGAAAGUAAAUUUUCAAAAGGCUAUGGGGAAGGUGUUCAUAAGAGCAAGUAUUGGGAGCUGUGCUUUGAUGACUCCAUGGAUUUGAUUGCUAAACUACCCACAGUAGCUGCUACUAUUUACCGUAAUUUGUAUCGAGAUGGAACCAGCAUCGGUGCAAUUGAUCCUGCGAAGGAUUGGUCUGCAAACUUCACUGCUAUGUUGGGAUAUGACGACCCACAGUUCACUGAACUUAUGCGACUCUAUCUUACUAUUCAUAGUGAUCAUGAAGGUGGCAAUGUUUCUGCACAUACAACCCAUCUUGUUGGAUCUGCCUUGUCUGACCCAUACCUCUCAUUUGCUGCUGGUAAAUGGAAUGGGCCCCCCCUUGGCGUGGGGACCCAUUGGCAUGGUUUAUUGGAACAAGAGUAGUUUUUAUUUUUAUCCAUGUAACAGGUACUGCUUUGGUUAACCAAGUUACGUUCUGAUAUUGGUGAUGAUGUAACGGAAGACCAGCUGAAGGAGUUCAUCUGGAAGACCUUGAAAUCAGGCCAGGUUGUUCCAGGAUAUGGACAUGCUGUUCUACGUAAAACAGAUCCAAGGUACACAUGUCAGCGAGAGUUUGCUCUCAAGCACCUUCCAGAUGACAAGAUGUUCAAGCUGGUGGCAAAAGUCUACAACGUAGUGCCCCCAAUUCUCACAGAAUUGGGCAAGGUGAAGAACCCAUGGCCAAAUGUUGAUGCCCACUCAGGUGUUUUACUGCAGCAUUAUGGCAUGACUGAGAUGAACUAUUACACGGUGCUAUUUGGCGUUUCUCGAGCUCUAGGCGUUCUCUCUUCUCUUGUCUGGGACCGUGCUCUUGGCCUUCCUAUUGAGAGGCCCAAGUCCAUGAGUACAGAAGGUUUAAUGAAAUUAGUUGGUGCUGCUGCCAAGGCUGGAUAAGAAGUCCUCAAUUCUUUUGUUAAGUUUUUGUUAUCCAUCACAUGUUAGUAUCAUACAGUGGGUUAUGAAAAUAUAGGACAGAAUCAGUAAUAUGAAAUCCCUCUUAACAGAGGAAUAUUUGAUAUUUAUCAACUAUCAAUUUAAAGAAAGUUUUUGUUAUGGAAUUCAGAUCAAAGUCAAUUAAUUGUUGACAGCCUUGUGGUGUGCACCAGCUUUUUUUUCGUGUUAUGUAUACAAUUAUGCAUUCAUCUUUACAUUCAAAUCACGUCAAACAUUUUUUCGUAACUGUAUAGAAACAAAAUAUUUUUUGAACAAUACUGUAUAUUUUGUAAAAUUUUUAGAAGGGCUUUUGCAAACAACUUUGCUAUUCCCAGUUUUGGGAAACUGCUGCUUGUGUACUACUAAAUGUGAUAUAUUUUGAGGUACAUCUUGUACUGGAAGUGAGAUAACAUCACAAUUUGAACCAAAAAGUAUUAAAUACCAGAUACACAGCUAACGAAAUUACAUGAUUUUAUGCAUUUUUAUUUAUUGCUUUUAUGAUUAUAAUGUUUUGAACCCAGCCCUAAAUUAUUUACAAAAUACUCUGUGUUUGUCCUAAUGUUGACAUUAAGUUAAGCCAGAGGUGAUUUUGCUGCAUCCAAUUGAACACUAGUGUUAUUGCUGCUCAUCGCUGACACUUGUUUAUACAUAUCUUGUUCUUGUGUGGUUAUUGAAACCUUUCCUUGUCCUUAACCUAGUGAACACAUUUGAUGUAGAGAAAAGCCUUUUUAAACAUACAUUAGUAUUUCACACCAACACACGUCGGGCGUUCUCAGAAAUCGAAAUGUAAAUAAUUGUAUAUUUUGGUAAGUGUCUAGAACUUCCAAGUAUGUAUAAGGAGUACAAAAUUAUAAAAAAAAAAAUGUUUAGUAACCGUAAUGUAUUGUUUCUCAUUCCCCCUUUAUAUCUUAGCACAGAAUCAAUGAGAUAUAUGUGCAUACUCAUGUAAAUACAUACAGGUGUGAAUAGGGAAGACCUCAAUGUAACCAUAGUGCCAUCUCAUAGACAGUGAAUCAAAUCAGAAAAUGCACCAAUAAUUUUAAGUUGAAGCUAUUUGUAAGAUACUGGAGACUUUUUUUCUCUCUCUCUCAGUGUCAAGACCAUUUUUUUUUUUUUCUCUGUGUCUGCACUCUUAAACAUGAGAUUUCAGUGAAGUGCAGUCAGAACAGAGAAGGUCUCUUGUACAUGUUAUCAGUCUGCAGUUGUUAUGAAAUUCUUUGUGAAGUCCAGCCCUGCUUUUAUUGUUAUUGGCUCUUUGUUUUUAUUGCAAGCAAGUUCCACAGGAUGUGAGAACUUGGUCUUUUGUUGGUAGGGAAGUAGUAGAAGUAUGAAGACUGAAAUGAACACCCAUGAAAUAGGAUAUGAUAUGGUGAAAAGAACUUUACUGGAAAUUGUCCCAAUUUAGUAUUCAUGAAUUGACAGAUUUCUCCCUUGGUUGGAAGGUACAGCAUUACUAGUUUACAUAGUGUUUUUUCAGAAUUACAGGAUGAGCUGUUGCGUAAUCAGCACGGCCAGAUUGUAUAGUUACCUUGUACAUGAAAGUUACCGAACUAU
Messenger RNA from Macrobrachium nipponense, 3171 nucleotides. Its product is annotated as probable citrate synthase 2, mitochondrial. Gene Ontology annotation, cellular component: mitochondrial matrix. Gene Ontology annotation, biological process: tricarboxylic acid cycle; citrate metabolic process; carbohydrate metabolic process. The transcript is spliced from 8 exons. The record is from RefSeq and is a predicted model, not a curated record. NCBI's taxonomy places the organism in Eukaryota, Metazoa, Arthropoda, Malacostraca, Decapoda, Palaemonidae.